Messenger RNA from Eleginops maclovinus (Patagonian blennie), 4313 nucleotides. RefSeq names its product 52 kDa repressor of the inhibitor of the protein kinase-like. The record is from RefSeq and is a predicted model, not a curated record. Gene Ontology annotation, molecular function: protein dimerization activity. NCBI's taxonomy places the organism in Eukaryota, Metazoa, Chordata, Actinopteri, Perciformes, Eleginopidae. The transcript is spliced from 2 exons. Bases 962 to 2938 code for a protein of 658 amino acids.
UUCUUUACUACUUAGCUGCUAGACCUAGCUGCAUCUGAACACUCACUGACCUAGGCUACUUGUCAGUGGUUGCCUAGCUCCAUUAGGCUAUAUGCUAGCCCCAUCCCUCGCCGAACACAGAAAAUACCACUGUCAAUUUUGUAGGAAACAUAGCGAACGUAACAGUAACUAUUUUCGGGAUUGUUAAAAGUGUAUUGCUUGGCGUGUUAACGUGACUUCGGUGCUUCAAUGUCUCCCCCCCUCCAUCUCGUUAUGCUUGUGCUCUGCAAGUGCCACAUAGCUGACAGUUCCCCCCGUCUGUUUUAGACUAGUGUCUGUCUCCUGAGUCUACUGUCUUGACGCAGAGUGUUACCAUUUUGUGCUCGCGGCUUCAGAUGUCUAUGACAGAACUUAUUAUGUGCAGUUUCGACCUCGGUCUCUAUUGGUGCCUCUCCACCUUUUCCUGAAAGUGAAACGGAUUUUAUGAGGGGUUCCCCCCACACUAAAGCCAAAUUAUUUUAUGCCCAUUAGUUGAUUUUUAAGAAAUGUAAGUGACAAUAACAUUCAGUAACUCACUUUGCAAUGCUGAUGAUCAAGCUAGGCUGUAUUUUACUGUCACCAUGCCUGUUGCUCCAGCUAGGCUGUAUUUUACUGUCACCAUGCCUGUUGCUCCUAAGGCCAUAGUAAAUAAAAUACAGUAUAGAGGUGUAAAAAAAAAAGGGGGUUAAACAUGGAUAGGGUGUAUGUGAGUCAAUCAGUGUAGUUUCCCUGCACCUGAUGUUUGUGUUUCAGGUGCAGAUGUUUGUUGUCAGACGUUUGUUGUGUGUGCUUUUUGUUAAAACCGUUUUAUGACAAAUGCAAUAUAUCUGCUUGAUGAAAUUACCCAAACCCUCACAAUUCUAUGUGCACAAUAGAAAAUAAAAUAAUUCAGAGAAUAAAAUUAUUAUUAUGUCUGGUUUGAAAUACUCUAAAAUUGACUUAAAUGUCUUUCUUUUGCUGUAUUUAUUUAGUGAGUCAGCAUGUGGAGGGUGAGCUACCAGCAGCUAGUAGUAGCAGCAAUGAAACAGCCUUGCCAGGUAACAGUGCAGUGGAAGAGCAGAGAGAUGCAGCAGCUCCUGAAGUGGCUGAGGAUGUGAGAGUGAGACAGGCAGCAGAAUGUGAGGUAGCCCAGCCGAGCUCUGUACUUGACAGUGACCUUGGCUUCUUCAUAGAUGCAACCAAAUCUAUUGAGGAAAUAGCACAGGCUGUGUGUCAGAUGUCUGAUGGCCAAAAGUACAAUUUGGUGAAAAACCACGUCAGACCUUCGAAACAUUUCAUUUUCCCAACUCCAUUUAUUGGUGGGUGCAACAGGGCAUUCAGGUAUGAUUGGUUUGAGGAGCAUGGAUGGUGGCUGGUUUACAGCAUGAAACUCGAUGGCGCUUUCUGCAUAUGCUGUGCUCUCUUUCUCAAUGCCACAGAGAGGAAACAGUCAACUUCACUGAUAAAUGCGCCCUUCAGUAAAUGGCAUAAGAAAACGAAGAUAAUUGGAAGCCACCAAUCGAAAGCAAACCAUUUAGUGGCAUUUGAAAGAGCAAAACUGUUUCGACAGUCACAUGAAAACCCCAAUACCCGGAUAUCAGUCCGUAUGGACAGUGCAAAGGAGACCAACAUCAAAGAGAACAGGCACAUUCUCAAGUGCGUUGCAGAGGCUGUUCUCUACUGUGGCCGUCAAUGCAUUGCACUGAGAGGAUCAGCUGAGCAGCAGCAUUGUAGUGGCAAUCCUGGGAAUUUCUUGGCCCUAUUGAAACUGCUUUCAAAUCACGAUGAAAAGCUGAAGCAGCAUUUGGAGAAACCAAAGCUAAAAAAUGCCACAUAUCUAUCACCUCAAAGCCAAAAUGAAAUGAUUGAUGUAAUAGGGAAGCACAUGAUUCAGGCCAAGAUCGUGGAAGAGGUCAGGCAUGCUCAGAUGUACACAGUCCUAGCUGAUGAGGUCACAUCCCAUAAUGAAGAGCUGAUGCCAAUGUGUGUUCGCUUCGUGGACAAAGACUUAAAUAUCAGAGAGGAGUUGCUUGAGAUUUGUACUUUGCCACGGAUCACAGGUCGCCACAUUGCAAGCGCGAUCAAAGAUGUGCUGAGUCAUCUAAGCAUAGAGAUUGCUGACUGUCGAGGCCAGGGGUACGAUGGCGCCAGCAAUAUGAGCAGCGAAAAUGUUGGCGUUCAAGCUUUGAUAAAAAAGGAUGCGCCUAAGGCAGUUUAUAUGCACUGCAAUGGGCAUUGCUUGAACCUUGUCAUUGCACGCUCUUGUGCUCUUCCAGUUGUGCGCAACAUGAUUGAUAAGAUGAAGUACAUCGUCAUGUUCUUCACCUGCAGCCCGAAGAGGGAACACCUUCUCAAGGAGGUUGUAGAUAAGGAGGCACAUUCUACCGGAAAGCGGAAGCCCCUGAUUGACCUCAGCCGCACAAGAUGGGCAGCACGGCAUGAUGCCUACAGUCACUUCUACAGUGCCUUUGUCGCAUCAAGGCUCAUGGGCCUAAUUCCAUCUGUCCAGUGCAACUCAGAUGUAACGGUGGACAUCUCUGAAGCAGUCGCUCUGUACCAAGAUGACUUGCCAUCACCAGAGGUCAUUGACCAGGAGCUGAAACGGUGGAAGUUGAAGUGGCAGGUCAAAGCAUUACACCAAAGACCAAGCUCAUGUGCCUCAGCUAUCAAAGAGUGUGAUGAGAUGAUGUAUCCGAACAUCUUCAAACUCCUGAAAAUUGCAUGCACCUUGCCAGUGACCUCCUGCGAAUGUGAGAGGUCUGCCAGUGUUCUCCGGAGACUCAACACAUUCAUGCGGAGCAGCAUGGGAGAGGACCGCAUGUCAUCCUUGGCUCUCAUCCAUACCCACUACGACAUGGCUCUGGAUCUGGAUGAAGCUGUCGAUCUAUACUCAAAAAUGCACCCAAGACGAUUGGAGCUGAUGAGCGUUCUGAUGCAAUAGAAGCCAUAGAAGAAGAAGAGGGAGACAUGGGGGUGGAGAGAUAGACAAUAAAGGACAGCAACAACAGACAGACAGAACAACAACAGAGACAGACAAUGGAGGGCAGCAACAGACAGGCAAUGGAAGAAAGCAACAGACAACUGAGGUGAGCAACAGAGACAGACAAUCACAGAUGUAGGAAGUUUGAGUAACACUUACAUUUAUAUCAAAUUCUUCAUUCUUGUUAAAGUUUUAAUGACUAUAGAGAUAGCUCAAUUGAAGCAAUUCAUGUCCAUUUAUGUUAACAGUGGGGAGCAACAGACAAAAAAUGAAGGACAGCAACAACAGACUCACAACAAACUUGACGAUGAAUAAAAUAUGUCUAAAUUAAAAGAUUUGAAGUGUGCUGGUGUAUUUAGGGGGCAUUGGAGUAGGGAGCCAAAUGAAGUCCACUUUCGGGGGGAAAAGAUCCCCCCCCACCACAAUGCUGGCUACGGGCCUGGUAGGAGAAGGGGCGGCCAGCGUCCUCGGAAGGGAAGGGCCCUGAACCGGCGGCGGUGUCCCUCUGGCGUGCUGCCGAGCCGGUCCAGGAUGGCCCUCCGCAGCUGCUUGUACUCAUGUCGAUCGGACGCUGGCAGGCUGUGGGCGGCUAGCUGCGCUUCCCCGGCCAGCAGGGGAAGAAGCCGCACAGCCCACUCCUCCUCCGGCCACCCGCACGCCGCCGCAGUGCCCUCAAAUAUGUCCAGAUAAGCCUCUGGGUCGUCGUCGGCUGACAUCUUCUGGAGGGCAAUCUGCGGCGGCCGGGCGGGGUUGGUCACCGGCUCGGCCUCCCGGGCGGCCGGACGCUGCAGCAGCUCCCGCAGGAGAGCACGGUCCUCCCGCUGGCUGGAGGCGAUUUCGAGGAGAGCCUCGCUCUGCUGACGUUGCAGGGCAGUGGUGCUCUCCUGCAUGAGGGCGAGACGCUGGAGGGCCUGGCCCAGCGGGCUUUCUCCUUCCGUCAUCUGAGGGGUUCAGGUCCCUGUUCAGGCGCCACUGUGAGCGGGAUGGCUCAGGUAAAAGGCAAGAGACGGAAGCGUUCGGGGUUGGGCAAAAACAACAGCGUUUAUUCCUCAAGAAAUGUGCACAAAACAGACAGCUCCGCUGUACUUUUAGGACGGGCAAGGCCAGGACGGGGUGUGUCGUCUUCCUAGGAUCCAGCCUACUGCAAGACAGACCAGAACCAGGUUACCAACAUGCUUUAUAUUAAAUGCCUGAUCACCUGAUUCCGAUCAGCUGUCUGGUCUCCGGCCGAGCCACUCCCCUCACCCCAGCAGCCGGCGCUCUAACCACACCCGGCUGCCACAAUGAUAUACUGUACAUUCCUGUUAUAAGUGUUAUAUUAUUUUGCUUGUGUUUG